AUGUCUUAUAUCAAACAAGAAGAUCUCAUUGAGGCUGCCAGAGUACUACGGAAUGGACAUGCACGAGUAGUACCUAACUCACUAGUUUUACCCGAGCCAAAAAAGGCAGUCGCAGACACAUCAAAAGAUGGAUAUGAUAAAGGAGAUGGCAUAUUGGGAAUCUUGCGAAAUAUUUGGACUCUACCAGGAUCAUGGAGGAAUGCCGAUGGCUAUACAAUGCUUACGUUGCUGAUGUCAAAAGGAGUAACGGUAGAAUGGAACCAGUCGGUAAAAUACUACCUGACCAAAAUGGCCCACGGCGACUGCUUUGGUGCAGGCGCGCACACACAUAACUGGUCGAAGGGCGGACAUACGCCACUUCAUUUUGCGGUAGAGAGUAAUGAUUGUAAAUAUGCUGAGGUAUUAGAAGGCUUCGAGGAUGCACUAAACUUCGAUGGUAUUACAGCUCUUCAUCAUGCAAUUCUCCUGGGCAAAAAGGAAAUCAUUGAAAAACUGCUUUCAGCGCCCCAUCCAAUUGAUAAAAGACGAGUGGUGUUAUCGGCAAUACUAACUAAUCGCGAGGGAAAAUCUGCACUUCAACUUGCCAGAGACAAGAAACUUCAGAAUGUUGUUGAAACAAUUGAAAAAUAUGCCGGAGAAUUUCGCGAUUGCGCUUUCGUCCUUGACCAAUUCUCUAUUGAUCGGGUGCAAAAUGCUAUCACGGAUGGGGGGGUAGACUUAUUCCGACACUACGUUUAUCGUUGGCCAAAUGACUGCCUUGGGUGGAGAGAAAAGGAAACUGAAAAUACAAUAUUGCAAUGGAUGUUACGUAACACGCAUAAUAUCCAUGACAUUAUGUUUGACAGUACACCCUACUACAUGGCGAUGAUUUUGCUCGAUGUGGCGAGCCAGGAACCUUACAAAGAGAAACAUGGAGGCUUUCUUAACUAUACCAAUAAGAAAAAGGAGACUGCGGAACAUAUUGCCAUAAAAACUGGGCAAUAUGAGUACUUGGAUCUGUUUCAUAGUAGAGGAAGCAACAUAUACGCCAAAGACAAUAUGGGCAAUAACGCUUUGUACUGUUUCUUAUCAACAGAAAAUGGUCUGUAUGACGGUGGAGAUGCUCCGUAUCUGGAUUCGAUAUUGUGUUUAGACAGGUAUUAUCUGGGGAACCCGGGCAAGAUAGCUGGAAGCUGUAUAGAACCAAAAGACGGGGAUUUGAUUAACGGUUCUGACGACAAAUAUGCUCUUGAGCUGGUAUUAACAAAGUACAACGAUGCCAACGCUGAUGUCAAUGCUAAUGUCAAUGCCGAUGCUGACAACAAUGACGAUGAUGAUGACGGUGCCCGUGUGGCUAAGAUGCUAGUCCAGAUGUGGCCUGAAUUCCUGACCAAACUCCCAAAAGCAAAAUAUAAGGAACUAUGGGAAGCACAGAAACUGACAGAAAAGAAAUUAAAAAAGGUUUUGUAUACGGUAGGAGAAAUAUUUGUUGGGAACCAGGACAAAAACUUGGCUGUUGAACUUCUAGACCAUCCUGUGCUUCCUAGUUUAGGCUUGAAGAAUUACACCAAUUCACCAUUACAUUGGUUUGUGAAGGACUAUAAUACAUACAUGGGUGAAGAAGAGAACUUCCUGCUGAGUUUUAAGGAUGUUGACAUGAACAGUACGGACUUCUAUGGGAAAAACAUUAUAUUCUACGCGGUGGAAUACCGUGCCUUUGAAUUACUUAAACUUGUCAUAAAUCUUGGUGCGAGUGUGGGGCCUGACGACAUAUCUCGUGCGUCCGAAAAACAGGACUUCGAGAUGGUGGAAUUUCUUAUACGCGAGCUGGCUAAAGAAAGCAAAAUAGAAAUUGGAAAAGGUUCUGUAUAA
Molecule: messenger RNA, 1851 nt
Organism: Talaromyces stipitatus ATCC 10500
Lineage: Eukaryota; Fungi; Ascomycota; Eurotiomycetes; Eurotiales; Trichocomaceae
Exons: 2
Coding region: 1-1851 (616 amino acids)
Molecular function (GO): protein binding
Source: RefSeq, a predicted model, not a curated record